Messenger RNA from Parnassius mnemosyne (clouded apollo), 2298 nucleotides. Lineage: Eukaryota; Metazoa; Arthropoda; Insecta; Lepidoptera; Papilionidae. The record is from the annotation of a GenBank genome assembly.
AUGCGACGUAGUUUAGCCCCGAGCCAAAUCGGCUCUAGUGACAAUGUGUUUAAGAGCCCGCUGCUGAAUUCUAUUAAACGCAAAAAGCGGGAAUGUACGAAGAUACCACUAGCUCAAAAAUCUCCUUCGCAAUGUUUGUCCGCAACAGACCAUGAGAUACUUAUACGACAGAUUCUAAAUAAACCGUUCAAGGUACCAAUUCCUAAUUAUGUUUCGUCGUAUUGUGGUAAAAGUUUAGGGUUAAAAAGAACUCAAGUUCGGCGCGCACUUCAUGAUCCCGAUGAACCCAAUGCUUUGGUUUUAUUUCGCCCGCCAUACAUUCCCGAACAUGAGAAAAUGAAAAUGAAUGCUAAUGAUAUUCAAGUUGCUGUCGUAGUUGACCCUGUACUUGGAAAUAUACUCAGACCACAUCAGAGAGAAGGUGUCAAGUUUAUGUACGAUUGUGUAACUGGGAAACAAAUAGAGAAUGCUUUUGGAUGCAUUAUGGCUGACGAAAUGGGCUUGGGCAAAACAUUACAAUGUAUAACAUUAUUGUGGACACUACUCAGACAAAGUCCUUAUUGUAAACCGACAAUAACUAAAGCUAUUAUAGUGUGCCCAAGUAGCUUGGUAAAGAAUUGGUACAAUGAAAUAGCAAAGUGGCUUGGUCAAAGAAUAAAUGCACUACCGAUGGAUGGGGGCAGUAAAGCUGAUAUAACAUUAAAACUGCAGCAGUUUAUGAACACUUUUACAGCAACUCGAGUUGCAACACCUGUGUUAAUUAUCUCAUAUGAGACAUUUAGGAUUUACUCAAAUAUUUUACAUUCAUCAGAAGUGGGGUUGGUGCUAUGUGAUGAAGGUCAUAGAUUGAAGAAUAGUGAAAAUCAAACAUACCAAGCUUUGAUGGGUUUGAAGGCAAAAAGAAGGAUUCUUAUAUCUGGUACACCAAUACAAAAUGAUCUAACAGAAUACUUCAGUUUAGUGCAUUUUGUAAAUGAAGGAAUUUUAGGAACUGCACAAGAAUUCAAGAAAAAAUAUGAGAAUCCUAUUCUCAAGGGUCAAGAUGCCUUAGCCACUCCUCAAGAAAGGGAGAAAGCUCAGGAAUGCUUGCAAAUAUUAACCUCAAUAGUUAAUAAGUGUAUGAUACGUAGAACAAGUAAUUUACUCACUAAAUAUCUACCAGUCAAGUUUGAGCAAGUUAUUUGUGUCAAAAUGACACCACUCCAAACACAAAUAUACAAGAAUUUCAUUAAUUCUGAUACAAUUCGUAAUAAAUUUUCUGGCAAUGGUGACAAAAACACUCUGAGUGCUUUAUCUUGUAUUACCACACUGAAAAAGCUCUGCAAUCAUCCAGAUUUAGUGUAUGAUAAGAUAAUAGAAAGAUCUGAAGGCUUUGAAAAGGCUAGGGACUUACUGCCAAGUAAUUAUGAUAUAAAGGAUGUGAAACCCGAAUACUCUGGCAAGCUGAUGAUCUUAGAUUGCAUUUUAGCAAAUUUAAAGACCAACACCGACGAUAAAAUUGUUCUGGUAUCGAACUAUACACAAACACUUGAUCUUUUUGAAAAGCUGUGUCGUAAAAGAUGCUACCAAUAUGUUAGGCUAGAUGGAUCAAUGACAAUAAAGAAAAGAGCUAAAGUUGUAGAAAGUUUCAAUGACAAAGACUCAAAGGAAUGGAUUUUUAUGCUUAGUUCAAAAGCAGGUGGGUGUGGCUUAAAUCUUAUUGGAGCCAACCGUUUGAUCAUGUUUGAUCCAGAUUGGAAUCCUGCUAAUGAUGACCAGGCCAUGGCCAGGGUAUGGCGAGAUGGACAGAAGAAGCCAUGCUAUAUAUACAGAUUAUUAGCAACAGGAACAAUUGAGGAAAAGAUUUUCCAGCGUCAAGCUCAUAAAAAGGCAUUAAGUGAUACUGUUGUUGAUCAAAAUGAGGAGUCCUUUAGACAUUUUACUUCAGAAGAUCUGAAAGAUUUGUUCCGUUUGGAGGAGAAUACACUAUCCGACACGCAUAGUAAGUUUAAGUGCAGAAGAUGUGUAAACAAUAUCCAAGUAACAUUACCACCUGAAAAUUCUGACUGCACUUCCGAUCUGUCUAACUGGUAUCAUUGUGCUGAUAAGAAAAGCUUAGCUGAUCUUGUUCUCAAACAAUGCUGGGACCUUGCCAAGAGUAUAUCAUUUGUUUUCCAUCAUCGCUCUGCAGAAACUGAAGCCAAGUUGGAAGAGAAAGAAGAGAACAAAGAGAAUAUACAAGAAAGAAAGAGAAGGAAGAUUGAAAUUGAUGAAGAUUAUUCUGAGCCAGAUGACAGUGCGGAUGAAGAUUAUGAGUGA